AUGGCGGCCUCGUGCCCUCCCUCAGACCCCAGCCCGGGUGUUUCCUUCCUGCAGGGAUCCCGCCUGCAGCUGGGGGCUGGCCGCGGAGUCCCCGAGGAGGCCCGUCGGCCGUUUUCUCACGUUCAGUUCCCCCCUUUCUGGGGGGUUCACAGGCCGGCGCCGGCCGCGCAGCCCCGCAGCGGGGAUGUGCUGAACCAGAGGCUGGCUGCGGGCAGGGAGCUCUGCUCCGAGACGCUCCUGGCCUUUCCAGAGUGGCCCCUGGAGCUGGUCGCCCCCAUUGUGCCCCCAGCAUUGUGCAUCCGGAUGCACGCGGACCCCCGCGUCCGGGUCCUCAUCUCAGCAACAAGAGAGAGCUACCCCUGUCCUGAUGCCCCCCCCCAGAGAGCUGCUCUUCCCAAAGGCCAGGAGUGGAGCGAUAACGUUCUUUGUGGAGACAGAGAGAAAAUAAGGCUCCCUCCAUCCGUCUACACCUUCUCAUAUUCAGCACACGAGAUCCAGCCUGUUGCCAGGGCAAGUCGUGUGAGUACGAAAUCAAUGUUCACUGUUCCAGACAAGAGGAAGUACAGGAUCUAUGACAAGGAGAGUGCUGUCUUCCAGAUCCGCCACACAAACCUGCAGCUAGGUGGUUGCACCAGAUUUUCCACGUCAACAUCAGAGCUCUUCCCAGUACACGAUCUAGAGCCUGUAGCUAUUGCUCGUCCAAACAAAAAUGCCUCAUCCAUCCCCAGAGGCGACGAAGACCCUGAGAGAAAUCGUGCGCUAGCAAGAAUGACUACGACGCAGUUCUUCUACCCAGAGACUGGCAGGUGGAACUUCUCACCGAAGCCUGACUUGCUAAUGCAGAAACAUCAAAGCAGCAUCUGCUUAGGAGAUGACCGUUCAGGCUCCUGUUACUUCAGCACAACGCAGCAGUCAGACUAUCAGCCACCACGCCAGACCCAGAGGGUGACAGGAGACAGCAAGAAUCAACGUCACAGCCACAUCCCCUUCAACUACCACAAUGAAAGUCCUGUCACAGCCACGCAGGCCAUGCUGGUCCCACACCGACAGCAGAAACAGCAACUAUCUGAAGACAUGCUACAGCAGAUGAAAUGCUCGCCCUUGGUGCUACCCUGGAGGGCGCAGGACCUCUUCAGCACAGAGCAGAAGGAUGCGUUCACACCUAAGUCCAGAGGCCCAGCAGAAAUCCAGCAGACGGAAGACUCCCAAGUGAGCCGCGUCCCACUGGGGACCCUGAAAGGAUACUGCCCCUGGAGGAAGAUUUUGAUGCAAUUUCAGACACAGAAAGCGAAGCUGACUUUUGGGAUAAGGGUCUUGGCUUUCUAA
This is a messenger RNA of Cygnus atratus (black swan), 1326 nucleotides long. RefSeq lists its product as uncharacterized. The record is from RefSeq and is a predicted model, not a curated record. Lineage: Eukaryota; Metazoa; Chordata; Aves; Anseriformes; Anatidae.